AUGGAAACUACUGGUGCUUAUGGCGGUGGAAAAGCCGGAGGAGCUUUUGACCCUCAAGCCUUCAUCCAAAAACCUCCAGUAAUCGUCAGGGCUGUUUGCUGGCUCUUCAGUGUAAUUGUGAUGGGUUGCAUAUCGGCUAAAGGGUGGUACACCAACAAGGAAGAUGGCAAAGAAUACUGUGUCUACAAUAAUGAUACUAAUGCAUGCAACUAUGGUGUGGGGAUCUCGGUGAUUGCUUUUGUGGCAUCAAUUGCCUUCAUAAUUGGAGAAUAUCUAUUUGAGCAGAUGUCGUCUGUGAAAACAAGAAAGCAUUAUGUGCUUGCUGAUAUGGGUUUCUCAGCUUUCUGGGGAUUCCUGUACUUCGUAGGAUUCUGCUACCUUUCGAAUGCAUGGGGCAAGACCGACAACCCACCAGUGGGUACCGCUAACAAUAUGCAAGGCGCUAUAGCUUUCUGUUUCUUCUCCAUAUUCGCCUGGAUCGCGUGCGCGCUGUUCGCGCUGCAGCGGUUCCGGCUGGGCGCGGACGCGGCGUUCGCGCCCGCCUACGAGGUGGAGGGCGCGGCGCCCAGCCCGCCCGGCUUCCCCGCCUACCCCGGCGCGCCCGACUCGCAGCCCGCCUACAGCGACCCGCCCUUCUCGCACACCGGUAACAUCGACUACUCAGCUCCGACCUACUAA
This is a messenger RNA of Parnassius mnemosyne (clouded apollo), 678 nucleotides long. NCBI's taxonomy places the organism in Eukaryota, Metazoa, Arthropoda, Insecta, Lepidoptera, Papilionidae. The record is from the annotation of a GenBank genome assembly.